AGCAGUCAUCAUAUUGCAAGACCAUGCACCGGCGUCAUGAAGCGACCCAGCAAGGCGCCGGCUCCACUCCGCUCCCCUCCCGCGGUGAGGUUUACGGGGGCGGCCCGGUGGUGAGGUCCGGAUGUGACCGGCCCGCUCCGCCUACGACACUGAACCCAAUCAUUUUGAGUGGCAACUGAAAUCCAGGAGGUUUGGCCCUGACUAAGCGGAAUCACUGCGCUGCAUGUAAAUAAACACGGUGUCGGGGCCCCGACGGAAAAUAUCCGCGUGUUUCAGUUCCCGACCUAAUUGAACCCGGUUCACGGGGUAGGGAGAAAUUCCAAAAGUCCAGUAUGGAAAGUUGCAAACUUCCCACCAAAAACACACCUGAGAGUCUUAAUCGUAUCAAAGAAGAAUAUAAACAGGCAUUUAAAUUAAUAAAUAAAGGUCUUGCUGCAGAUGAAUCGGGUCAAAAAGAAGCCGCAAAGCAGUAUUACAGACAAGGAAAAGGGCAUUUACAUAAUGGGUUGCAUAUUCCAGCAAAUAAUCCUGAAUGCAUAGGUGCUGAGUGGGACGUGGCUCGUCAAAUGCAAGAUAAAAUGAAUGCAGCACUAAAUAACAUAUGUACAAGACUGACUAUUUUGGAGCUUGAUGAAAAUCCAGCAGCAUCUAAUCAGUUAAACCAGGCACCUGGAACUUCAGGGUCAAACUAUCCAAAAGCAGAGUCAAGACUAUAUCCAGUUGUACCAACGCCUUGCGAAGAGAAAUCUUCAAAUCCACCACCUGUCUUCUGUCAGUCUUCUGCCAUGGAGAUGAACAGAACUGCAAAUGGAAGCUCAUCCUGUACAGCCCCUAUUCUUUCAUCACCAGAUACUGUACCUGGAUCCAAUGAGCUGCCUCCUGUAUACACACCUGAGGCUGUAGGCGGGCAUAUGACACUUUCCUAUGGCACCGAAUCUGGUGAGGUGGCCGUCGUAGGUGAUGGUGUCUUUGGACAAAGUACACAGCCCCAUUCUUUGGAACCACUCAGUAUGGAUGCAAGUGAACUUAUUUUAAUUGAACAAGGCGUACAAAUUUUCUAUGUAACACCUGAUGGACAAGUGAGUGCACCCUCUUAUCCUGGAUUUCUUCGCAUUGUGACAUUUUCCGAGAACGGUACUGGUGCAGCACCGGGCAGACCGCCACCUUUUCUGCAGGUUUGUGAUUGGGUAUAUCCACUGAUACCCAAUCAGUCUCCUGUGCUGCAGUGUAACAAUGGAGUUUACAUGUUUCCAGACAUAAUGUCACAAAAUCCUGACGUCUUUGUUGGAGUAGUGUUAUCCUCAGAGCUGCCAUCUUCAGACCGCAAACUCUUUGAAGACUUGUUGAAACAAAUGACUUGCUUGAAAGUUCAGUUUCAAAAUAACAAAAAAGGAAAAGGGCCCGAAGCGAAAGUUUGGGCACCCUGCAUGGAUCCUGAAGCUUCAGCUAAUGACAUUAAUUUGAGUGAAACUGUGCUGAUGAAUCAUGAAAUACAAUCAAGUAACCAGGAGCAUGUUCUGCCAGAGUGGAGUGAAAAAGUAGCACGUGGAAUUUUAACGGGUGCGUCUUGGUUGAGCUGGGGUUUAGUUAAAGGUGCUGAAUUCACUGGUAAAGCAAUCCAGAAAGGAGCCACUAAACUGAGAGAGCAUAUUCAGCCUGAAGAUAAACCUGCGACAGUCAGUCCCACUGUGCAAAAAGGACUAAGCGUUGCACGACAAGCAACAGGAGGGGCUGUAAAAGUCAGCCAAUUUUUGGUUGAUGGACUUUGUACUGUUGCUAGUACUGUUGGAAAAGAGCUUGCUCCACAUGUAAGGAAGCAUGGAAGUAAACUUAUUCCAGAAUCUAUUAAAAAAGAUAAUGAUUCAAAAGCCAAACUAGAUGGAGCCCUUAUGGUGGCAGCAAGUGGAGUUCAAGGAUUUGCAACUGUCUGGAAUGGUUUAGAAUGUGCAGCAAAAUGCAUAGCCAAAAGUGUUGCAUCAGAAACUGUUCACACAGUGAAACACAAGUACGGUGCUGCUGCUGGGAACGUUACAGACAACGCUGUUAACUCUGCCAUCAAUGUUGGUGUGACAGCUUUUAAUAUUGAUCAUCUGGGCAUCAAGGCGAUAGCACGACGCACUGCCAAGGAAACUGGACAUGCUAUGCUCGAAGACUACAAAUUGCAAGAGAAACAAGAAAAACCAGUAAAAAAAGAUUGAUUUCACCUUUGAAUAAUUUGAAUUUAGCUGAUAAAAUUAAAUUUUAACAUGCAAUUUAACCAGUGCUAAUGAACAGUACUGUUUUGCGGAAUUAUAUUUUCAACUAACAUGUAGGUUGAUCUUGAAAGCUGAAGAUCCUAAGGCACUUUGAAACAAUGGCACUGAGUAAUUAUCUUUUGAUUGUCACGUUGGCUUUAUGAUAUGUUUAUAAAGUAUGAAAACUGUAUGGCUUUUUUCCCCUCAAUUAUAUAAGAAACAACCUAGCCUUAUGAAGAAUCUCUUUCAGAUUUCUCAUCUAUCUUGCACUGAAGUGGAUGUGAAUCAAACAUGUUAUAAUGCAUAUAGAAGUUUGGAUUUGUUCAUUGGAUGUGAUUUUUUUUUGAUAUGGUGUGGGGAAUUUGGGAAAAUAGAACACAAAAGUGAUUAUUUAAAGUCUUUUUCUUGCAUUUGCACCUAAAAUGUAUGCAUCCAUGCUGCUACAUUGAUUUAGGCUUUUGUGUGCAAAAUGACUGUGAUUGAAUGAAGGAGAUAAUUGAUGUGCAUUUUGUGUAGAAGAAUAUUUAAGAGUGAGAAUAAACCAAUUAACAGCAUUGGUAUUUUGAUAUUGUCUGAGUAUGUUCAAAGCUCAACUCAGUUGUGAUAAAGCAAAUAAUUGUAGGAAAAAAAAAUUUGCACUGUUAGCGACAUUAAUUUUGUCCAGUCAUAUGAGUGACCAAAACAUUACCAGCACUGAGGAAAAAGGAGGAUUCUCUUUUCAAGUUAGUCUAGUAGAGUGGCUUCAAAUACUACUCUUUAAUGGAAGAAGUUGAUUGGUUUUAUUUGAAAUUAUUUCCUUAAAAAUGCAAGAGAAUAUUAUAUAAUUUGUAAUCUGUAAAAUGAUAUGUAAAUUUGUGAGAACGUUAACAUAGAAUGGUGAAAAUUGGACGGGCAUCGCUGCUUCCAUCUUAAGGAUGCUGAUUAAAUAACUGCUUCUGUAGAAUAACAUUUCACCUGUAUCUUGUGCUUUAAACUCUCAACAACCUUAUUCACAAAGUGCCUUUGCUUGAACCAUCCGACACCAUGUAGAUGUACUUGUAUGAAUGUUUAAUUAAAUGGUACUAAUAGAUUUGAAUAAAGUUAUUCUAUUCACAUAACAUAUGAUCCCCAAAUCUGCUUACUUUUGGUGCUCUUCUCGUAAAACGCAGAAAACAUGACCAAAAUCUUUAGCUAGUUUUACUAAUGUUGAACAACUAGUAUGGUGUACAAUAAAUCUGAGAUGUACUGCCAAAGGUUUCAUGAAAACUACUUAAUAUUCUCCUUUCUGUCAAUAACUAACUAACCAACCAAAAAGAAUGGCCAUUCAAUGUUUAAUAAUUUCUCAGCUGGCUACCCAUUGACUAUCCUUUCCCUUUCUUCCUGCAAUUUUUUCUCGUCAAAACAUUAGGAGUAUAUAAUUUGGCUCAUUUCCGCCCAUCCCUGACUUUAUCACUAAGGGUCCUCAAAGAAAACUAGCAUCUACAGACUCCGAAAUACUUUUUUUUGGGUCUUCUGUCAGACUACUAUGAGUAACAAGUUUUGGUAACAUCAGUCUUGAUCUUUGCCAACCUGUUCAGUCAGUUACUCCAUUUUUAUAGUUUCUCAUCCAAUUAUAGAAUCAGAAUCUGGUUUAAUAUCACUGGCAUACGUCAUAAAACUUGUUUUGUGGCAGCAGUACAAUGCAAUACAUAAUAAAUAACUAUAAAUUACAAUAAGAAAUAUAAUCUAAAUUCAACAUGUAGUGCAGAAAGACAGCCAAAAAAAGAAAAAAAAAGUGAGGUCAUGUACGUAGCUUCAUUGGUGGUGGUGAGGAAGAAGCUGUUCCUAAGACAUUGUGUGUUCUCUAGCUCCUGUACCAGCUUUAUGAUAGCAAUGAGAAGAGGGUUUGUCCUAGGUGAUGGGAGACCUUAAUGACGGAUGUCACCUGGGGAUGCUGGGAAGGCUAGUGCCAAUGAUGAAGCUGGCAAGAGUUUGCAACUUCCUUCAGCUUUUUCUGACCCUGUGCAGUAGCCCCUCCAUAGUAGACAGUGAUGCAACCAGUUCGAAUGCUGUUCAUGGUACAUAUGUAAAAAUUUUGUGAGAGUCUUUAGUAACAUGCAAGUUCUUAAAUACUUUAUACUUUAUUGUCACCAAACAAUUGAUACUAGAAAGUACAAUCAUCAUAGUGAUAUUUGAUUCUGCUCUUCCCGCUCCCUGCAUUACAAAACAAUGGUAAAUAUUAAAAAUUUAAAUUAUAAAUCAUUAAUAGAAAAUAUAAAAAUGGAAAGUAAGGUAGUGCAAAAAAAACUGAGAUGCAGGUCCGGAUAUUUGGAGGGUACGGCUCAGAACCGGGUUGGGAUCCGUUAAGCAGUCUUAUCACAGUUGGAAAGAAGCUGUUCCCAAAUCUGGCCGUACGUAUCUUCAGGCUCCUGAGCCUUCUCCCGGAGGGAAGAGGGACAAAAAGUAUGUUGGCUGGGUGGGUCGUGUCCUUGAUUAUCCUGGCAGCACUGCUCCGACAGCGUGCGGUGUAAAGUGAGUCCAAGGACAGAAGAUUGGUUUGUGUGAUGUGCUGCGCCGUGUUCACGAUCUUCUGCAGCUUCUUCCAGUGUUGGACAGGACAACUUCCAUACCAGGUUGUGAUGCACCCUAGAAGAAUACUUUCUACGGUGCAUCUAUAAAAAUUAGUGAGUGUUUUAGGGGACAGGCCAAAUUUCUUUAGUUAAAUACUUAAAGCAUAAUGAAUAUUUGUCUCUGACUAACCCACUAAUGGCAACAAAUAAUGGGCUCUCUGAAACCAAGUCUCCCACAGCCGUACAAACCUUCAUAACAACAUUGAAUUCCACAGUCCUCCAGUACCUUCUUUUCAAAUGAAUACAGCUUCAGCAAUCUGAUGUUGCAGAACACUGCAUUUAUGUUUGAAGAGGCUCCAGAUUUAAAAUACACAAUGGAAGGUGCAUGUUGUGUAUAUAACAUUUCUGUGAUAUUGUAGAUAUAUUGUUCGAGCAUAUACUUUGUUGUUUGCAUAGUUUAUUAUGGGUAAUAUGUGAAAGUACGUGAUUAGCAUACAUCAUCAUGCAUACACCGUCUAAAGUAAAAAAUGAAACUAAGACCCCCUGGGUUCCUGUCUUUUCCUUGCAGUUAGUUUUACGUGGUGAUGAGGAAGUUUUAAACGAACCAGAGAUUACUAUGUACCUGUUGAAGUCCAGCAAGAUGUUAAGAGUUUUAAAAAAAGUGCUGUGAGAAAUGGUUAAGUGAAAAAAUAACAGUGCAGCAUGUGUUCUUUGGAAGGAACAGACAUGGUAGAGUUUAAAAAAGGCAGAAAACACCAAUUCACAGGUUCAUAAGCAGUGAGUACUGGGUGAUAUUGAUCAAAUUUUUAAAACAGCAGAAAUGGCUGGGUACAUUGGAAAGAUCGACGGGUACGAUUGCACAAGAGAUAACUGGAUUUUGCAUACGGAGUAAAUGAGCUGUAUUUUGAAGCAAAUUAUAUAGCAAAUGAGAAACAAGAACCAGUUUUGCUGAGUGCAUUGGGUUUAAAGGCAUAUAGUUUGCUUAGAAGUUUGACUGCUCCAACCAAAUCAGCAGAAAUGAGCUUUGCUGAUAGCGUGAAAGUAAUGCAGGAACAUUUAGAACUGAAACUGUUACUGAUUGCAGAUUUGUGAUAUCCACCACCUGCUCCCAUGGCUUCACAUGACCCUGAUCAGGAAGGCUAAGCAGAUGCUACACUUUGCCCAAGGGUGAUCUGCAGGCCAGCAGAGGGAAGAAGCACCUUACACCUCCUUCAGUAGAUACACAUCUCUAACCCGCCAACCAGGAUGUCAAUAUAGUAGUUGUUGUAUAUAAUAUGUUAUACAGUAUAUGUUUCUAGUUGAGAUGUAUAUUGAAUUAAAGUUUAUAGCUAAGCAGGGAAUAGUGUGUUUUUAAUAUUUUGGUAAUAAUUUGAAUAAUAUUGUAGAUAUAUUGUUCGAUUGCGUACUCUUGUUUGCAUUGGUUAUAUGCGAA
Molecule: messenger RNA, 6194 nt
Organism: Mobula hypostoma (lesser devil ray)
Lineage: Eukaryota; Metazoa; Chordata; Chondrichthyes; Myliobatiformes; Myliobatidae
Gene: sparta
Product: spartin a
Exons: 9
Coding region: 333-2198 (621 amino acids)
Biological process (GO): negative regulation of BMP signaling pathway; cell division
Cellular component (GO): plasma membrane
Source: RefSeq, a predicted model, not a curated record